AUGCAAGUGCCGGUUCUCGGCUGCACUUUCCUCACGCUGUCAGAUCGUGAGGAAAGUACUGCCGAGAACCGGCAGUUGUCAGAGCGGGGAUCGGCACCGAUCAUCAGGGCCACUGAUGAUCAGUGCCCUGAUGAUCGGUGCCCAGCAGUGCCACCCACAAGUUCCGCCCACCUGUGCCCAGCACUCCGCCCACCUGUGCCCAGCAGUGCACCCACCUGUGCCCAGCAAUGCACCCACCUGUGCCCAGCAGUGCACCCAGCAGUGCCACUCUGCAGUGUCACACACCUGUGCCCAGCAGUGCCACCCACCUGUGCCCACCCACCUGUGCCCACCAGUGCC
Staurois parvus is the source of this 339-nucleotide messenger RNA. The record is from the annotation of a GenBank genome assembly. NCBI's taxonomy places the organism in Eukaryota, Metazoa, Chordata, Amphibia, Anura, Ranidae.